Messenger RNA from Capsella rubella, 462 nucleotides. Its product is annotated as protein DOWN-REGULATED IN DIF1 11. Bases 1 to 462 code for a protein of 153 amino acids. The record is from RefSeq and is a predicted model, not a curated record. The transcript has a single exon. Lineage: Eukaryota; Viridiplantae; Streptophyta; Magnoliopsida; Brassicales; Brassicaceae.
AUGAAGACUAAUUGUGUUUUCAUGGCAUAUCUUGUAAUCACGGUGGUAUUGUUUGCUUAUCCAAGUUUGGCUUCAAAACUUGAAGAUGAUGACGAGAAACCGUUGAUAGAUCCCGAUGUUGAUAUAGAUUCGGCGUUUGCAAGAUCGCCGACUUCGGAUGAAUACAAUAAAGAAGUAUUACCUCGUACACUGCCAAGAGAUUACAUAGAGCACGCCCUCGUUUGCGGCGAGAUGAUGGGAGGAGAGAGAUGUAACGAUCAAGUUAUGUCUGAGAUUCUUCAAGAUAAACCAGCUUCCAGGUUUUGUUGCAUGAAAAUGAUUAUAUUUGGCGAAGAAUGUCACACGGCUAUUAGGGAUGUAAUGUUUAGGACUUAUCAGUUCAAACGAUAUGCAUCUGUUGCUCGUCCCCGGAUUCGCCAAGUUUGGAACAGAUGUUACGCUGAAGUUGGAGGUAUUGAAUAA